AUGAGAAAAUGCUUACUCAAAUAUAAACCUCAUAAUACGCAUUUCAUAUGGUCAGAGUUCGAUCUCUAAUUGAAAACCUACAUCUUCAGAAUUAAUGAUUUAUUCAAGGAUUUACAAUGUUAAUUACAUGAUCAUGACUCAAUUAUAGCCAUUUGCAUAGAUUCGAAUUGCGAGGAAUAUCAACACAUCUUAUGUUUAAAAUGUAUAAUAAAUGAUCAUCAGCAUGAGUCCCAGAAUAUUUUAGUUAUCAAAGAAAUUGUGAAUAAAAGAGACAAACUAUUUAGAUUGAUUAAAUAUCUUCACAACUAGGAAAACAGUUGUCGUCAUAUCAACUUACAUGAGUAUACAUGGUUAUAAGAUUGCAUUCUGAGUGGCAAAGAGAGUCCAUAUCCUUCUUUAACAUUCGACAAUGUAUUUCUAACAGUCUAAGAUGCAUUCCUAGCAAACAUGGAUGAUCUCAAAUCACAAGUGGAAAAGAGUGUGCAUUCACUUCAAGAUAAUUCUCAGAAGUACAAGAAGAUUUAAUAAUUCAAACAAAAAAUGCAAGAUUUAAUUAAGACUACACAUUCAUAAAUUUAUCUAAAUUUCCAAUCUAUUUUAUAAGAAGAUAGUAAUGAAUAGAAAUCAACAGAUGUUAAAUCAAUGCCAUAAGCAAUCACUUUGAACUUAUCAUAAAUAGAUUAAUUAGGAGAAACCUAACAAUUGUUGUUAAAUAAAGAUAGUUUUGAAAACAUAGAUAAUUUUACAAACACUUAUGCACAAAAUAACAAUCUAACAAACACUUCCAUUUCUAAAUUCGAUGACGCUAUAAGUCCUUUGAUGCCAACACUCCAAUUCCUAGAUAAAACAACCAAGAGAAGUUUAUUAGGCAAACCGAAAGUCAAAUUUGAAGAGGGAGGCAAAAUUAUCACUAUGCAAAAGAAUACUACUAUUGUUUCACAGGAGUUGUAUUUUCAAGAUAAUAUAGAAAUACGCAUACGCAUUCUUUCAUUUCUAUCUGGCUGUCUUCAUUUUGGAUAUGUUGAAUAAACAGCCUAUGAAUUGACCAAGAAUAUUGAUAAUGUUGGUAAUUGGGCAUGUUUAUAUAAUUAAUGCAGAGAUGAUUCUAAAUUAGGAAAAUUGCAAGAGUUCUGUCUCCAAAUAGAUAGCAUCGUCGGACUAAAUUUAAACUUUGUUGAUGAUAUAGUGAGUCUGAGAUUGUUUACAAGAGAUGCUAUUUUGAUUUUAUUUUAGAAAAAGGGAUCUUUGAUGAAACAAAAACAAUACGUCUACAUGUCAUGUUUAGAAGGAUAAGUCAAAUUUGAAGUUUUAAAUUGA
This is a messenger RNA of Paramecium tetraurelia, 1317 nucleotides long. RefSeq lists its product as uncharacterized. The transcript has 3 exons. The record is from RefSeq and is a predicted model, not a curated record. Lineage: Eukaryota; Ciliophora; Oligohymenophorea; Peniculida; Parameciidae.